Messenger RNA from Odontomachus brunneus, 8063 nucleotides. RefSeq names its product SLIT-ROBO Rho GTPase-activating protein 1-like. The transcript is spliced from 14 exons. Lineage: Eukaryota; Metazoa; Arthropoda; Insecta; Hymenoptera; Formicidae. Gene Ontology annotation, cellular component: cytoplasm. The coding region runs from base 1414 to 5256 and encodes 1280 amino acids. The record is from RefSeq and is a predicted model, not a curated record. Gene Ontology annotation, molecular function: protein binding. Gene Ontology annotation, biological process: signal transduction; negative regulation of cell migration.
UCCAUAUAAUAACGAAAAGAUUUUGCUAGGCCAGCAGAAAAUUUGCUGGGCCAGCAAAUUAUUUUUCUCCGUGCACACAAAACUCCUUAGUCUUCACCUGUACACUCGCCAUUGAUAUAUUUUUCUCUGAGUGUACGAUAUAUAUACCGAAGGCGGAACACAAUUAGGCGCGCUCGCGUUGUUCCACUUCCCGUCUAUUUUAGAGUCAGCCGAUACAAUUUUGCUCAUCCUUCGCGAGCGCUUCAGAAAAUAAUAAUGAGGACCUAUUAACCUGCUCCCGUUAUCAUGAACGCAUCGACAAAAUCACGAUCGACGGUCAUUCUAAAUAUACACGCAAGUGAAACCGUUGAUUUGAUAAUGAGUCGUCAUUACACUCAAUGGCUGAAUGGCUGAAUGCGAGAACGAUUAUAACACGGCCUCUCGCUACUUGUAUCGAUAAUCUCCCCGCCGUCGAUCGAUGACGUCCGAAGGAUCGAUCGAUCGGCGAAGCCCUCGGGCCUCUCUUUCUCUCGCGCGCGCGCGCGGACUCGCCAGUAACGGUGAUCGCUUCGUGCCGGCUAUUUCGCGUAAUCAACGCCGCUUAACACCUGCGGCCGCCAUCGUCGGCAGAUCGAUCGCGAUCGCGCCUGAUCCGAACGGGACUCAACCUGAGAACGUUGCCGCGCGGCGGUUGUUCGCGAAUAACACCGCGGCUCAUCCGUUCGCGCAGAGUUUGCGUCCGAUGAAUAUUUCGCGGAUUUCCGUCGAGAAUCGAGAAAUCAGCGAUAGGUGCAAUCGGAUCUGACUUCUACGUUAUAUUCUGCCAUCCGCGUAGACAAUAUCUCGGUGGAAGCUGAUCGCGAAUGUGUGAAUCCCGAUCGAUCGUGUUCUCGCGCAAAGCUGCGAGGAGAGAUCACACGAAGGAGAAAUUGGCCAGGCAAAUUGUGUUUAUCAGACUGACACCCUGUGCGCGCGAGCUGAGGAUUCAUUGCGCACCGUUCGACCUUUCCCACUUUAGUCGACUUCGGAAUCGUACACGGAAAACAGAGAUUUCUCUGCCGCAGCUGCUCAUGGUGUUUGCCGAAAAUAUGGCUGGUAAUCCUCGCACGGUUAGAAAGCCGUGGUGCGUCGUUCCCUCGGCAGGGCUCGUGUGAUAUGUACCGGGCGGUCGCGGAAUAUCGCGUCGUCGCGCGUAUGUGCGUGCGUGUGUGUGUGUGUGUGUGAGUGCAUGUACGUGAGUGCGUCGUGCUAGCGCGUGCUCGCUUGAGGAAAGACAGUGUGACACGAGGUCUCCGGAGCCCACGGUGUAGCAGUGACGUACACGGGAGUAACUGGUGAACGUGGGUGAACGCGCGAACGAGGAACAACGACGACGGCGACGACGAGGACGAGAAGAGAGCGAGCUCUAACCCGAUAAUAAAUAACGCGGGAGAAAUGUUCAAACUGGCCGGACGCCACGAGUGGGAGGCUUGUACAAAAGACAUACGGCUACAGCUGAACGAGCAGCUGAGAUGCCUCGACGUGAGGAUGGAGGCGCAAGUCGCCCUCGUGGCCGAGCUCCAGGACUUCUUCCGCAAAAGGGCGGAACUGGAGCUGGACUACAGCAAGUCCCUCGACAAGAUGGCCCGCAGUAUACAGCUGAGGCAUAAGGAGCAGAAACAAAAGCGGGAACAAUGGCCCCUGUUCUCCAGCUACGCCUGUUGGCAGCAGCUCGUCAACGAGACCAAAUCUCUCAGCCGGGAUCAUGCCGCUCUGUCCGAAGUCUACAGCACCCAUCUCGUGGGUCGCCUCAAUCAGGUGAUGGAGGACGUGCAGCGAAUUUACAAGCGUUGUCGCGAGAUUGGUUACGAGACGCACGAGGAGAUACUCCGGGUGCUGCACGAGCUCCACACGACGAUGAAGACCUAUCAGGCUUACCAGGCAGAGUCCAGACAGGCGGAGACGAAGCUCCGCGUUGCCGAGCAGCAGCGCAGCAAGCUGGAGGUCGCGAACGCGCCGCCGGAGAAGCUCGCGCGGAGCAAGAAGUACAAGCUCAUCGAAAAGGAAGUUAACAAGAGGAAGAGCAAGUACCAGGAGGCGAAGCUGAAAGCGCUCAAGGCGAGAAACGAGUACAUCCUGUGCCUGGAGGCGUCGAACACGACGAUACACAAGUACUUCGUCGACGACCUGUCCGAUCUCAUCGACUGCAUGGACUUUGGAUUUCACAACUGCAUAGCAAGGGCACUGCUGAUGCACUGCAGUGCGGAGGAGGGCCGGCAGCGGUCCCUGCAAUCUGGCGCCGAACAAUUAGCCGCGUGCGUCGGUGCGCUCGACUCCAGGGCGGAUAAGCAGAGAUUCCUGGAGUCUCAUCACGCCGCUUUCAUGAUUCCCAAGAAGUUCGAGUUCCAAGGACAACGCGGGGAUGAGACACCCGAGCCCGAAUUGCAAAAGAUGCUGCAUUCGGAGAUGGAGCAACGGCUGGCGCAGCUGCAGCAGAGGGUGACGUCGUUGCGCACCGAGUCGGAGGAAGUGUGGAAGACGCUGGAGACCGCGGAGGCGAGUCUGCUCGAGAUGCUGACCGCCAAGGAUUACGAUUGCUCGCGAUAUUUCGGCGAGAACGCCGUGCCUACGUCCAGGCCGCCGGAGACGCUGCAGAUCAAGCUGCGGGCCGACAGGCAGGAGACCGAAGAAUUCUACCUCAUAAAAUUCAGGGAAUAUCUUCUCGGCACGUCGAGGAUAGCCAGGCUAGACGCGAAACAGGAAUAUAUCCGGCAGAGUCUGCUGGACGGCUCGAACGCCAGUCCGAACCCGUCCAUCUCCGCCACGAAGCAGAAGCAGGCGCGCCGGAAGCGAAUCGGCCGACUGCAGAUGAACGGUCAGCCGAAGCUGUUCGGCGGCUCGCUCGAGGAGUACCUGGAGAGCACUAACCAGGAGAUACCGUUGAUCAUGAAGAGCUGCAUCCGCGUGAUUAAUCUGUACGGCCUGCACCACCAGGGCAUAUUCCGCGUGUCCGGCUCUCAAGUGGAGAUCAACAACUUCCGCGAGUGGUUCGAGAGAGGUGAGGACCCUCUGGCGGACGUGACCGACGCCUCGGACAUCAACAGCGUCGCGGGGGUGUUGAAGUUGUAUCUGAGGGAGCUGCGUGAGCCGCUCUUCCCCAUCAUCUACUUCGAGCACCUCAUGGAACUGGCACAGUUGGAGUCGAAGCAGGACUUCGUCAACAAGAUGAAGGAGAUGAUAGCGAGCCUGCCGAGGCCGGUUGUGAUCGUCAUGCGUUAUCUCUUCGCUUUCCUGAAUCAUCUGUCGGAAUUCUCGGACGAGAACAUGAUGGAUCCAUACAAUUUGGCUAUCUGCUUCGGCCCAACCCUGGUGCCCGUUCCCGAGGAUAAGGAUCAGGUUCAAUACCAGAAUCAAGUGAACGAGCUGAUCAAGAAUAUCAUCACGUUCUGCGAAGAGAUCUUCCCGGAGGACAUCGGCGGCACACAGUACGAGAAGUACAUCAGCAGAGAGCCAGACGAUGUGGACGUGGGAGACUCGCCGACGGACCAAGUUCAAGAAGACAUGGAUUCGGAAGUCUACCCGUCCGAAGACGAAUCGGAGAAUCUCGAGGCCACUGCGCAAUUCGACUUCAACGCGAGAUCCGAGAGAGAGCUGAGCUUCAAGAAGGGCGACACCCUGACGCUAUUCACGCAAGUCAGCAACGACUGGUGGCGAGGCGCUCUAGCUGGCAGGGAGGGACUGAUUCCUGACAAAUAUAUUAUGCUCAAGAUCAAGGAUGAGGAGCGUGAGAAGGAACUCUUGAAAUCGUCCAGCGAGGAGUCCAUGCGUAGGAGAGCGUCCAGCUCGGCGGACAGCGUUCUAUCGAGCAACAAUUCGCCGCUGAUGGGCCCGUCGGCUAAUCCCAGCACCUGGUCGUCCGGCGCCGCGUCCGAUAUGUCGUCCGCCACGACGAACAUAAUAACGGACAAUAGUAACGCCAGCGGUAUUAUCGCGUCUGUGGUGACGAAUGUGCCCUGCAUCUCAUCGGCGCAGCCGAUCAUCAGUCGAGAGGACUCCGCGACACCGUCGAGGCUGGCCAGGGUGUCCACCCCGGAGAACGAGAAGCACUCGUCGUCGGAGCACCAUCGCGCUGACGGCGUUCUCCAGAUCGCGCUGGAGAACAACGUCGAUUGCUGCGACGGCGGCAGCAGCAACAAGACUUCCGUCUACGGAACGGACACGAACGCUCAGCAGCAGCAGCAGCAGCAAUCGCAACGAGGAAACGGCAACGAGGAGGCCGUCAACGAGGAGCAAGGCGAGCGCGUCUUAACGACGUCGUCGUUGGACGGCAGCACGAAACGCGCAAGCACCGGUCGCAAACAGCAUCAUUGGAAGUCGCAGAGCGUCGGCGAGAACGUCGUGCCGCAACAGCAGCAGCUGCAGCUGACCCACGCGAACUCAUUGUCGACAACGACGACGACGACGACAACGACAACGACGUUGGACGACGAUUUGCAACAGCAGCAGCAAGAGACGACGACGACCAACUUCUCGGCGAACCGCGAACUCUGGCAGCGUCGCGCCACCUCGCAGACCCAGCUGAACCCGCUCGUGCCGGCGACACCAAAGUCCUUCCGCACGUCUCAGGAGUUCCGCGAGAUGCGGCAGAAGCAUACGCCCGACUUGGUGAUGGACCUGCCGCUCUCCGCGCAGGACGCCAGCAAGAAGUCCGCCUCGUCCAGCAGCUUGAGUAGCUCGGACGAUGAGACGCCCACGUCGUUGCCGGUGGCACCAGCACGCGCUGAAGCUGCCACCUCGCCCACCGGCGGCCCCGAGUCGCCGGACAUGAGCACCGCCGCGGAGCGCUUCGCCAAGCAGAAUCAGUGCACGCUGAAGAAGAACACGAAGACGAACUCGGACGGCGCAAGCAAACUGAAGCGGCUGGACAUGGCGGAUCAUGAGAUCAGCGCGACCGACGCGGAGAACGACGAGAUCGUUCGAUCGGCCAGCUCGAAUCAAAUAGCUGAUGGAGGAGGCGGCGGCGGAGGGGGUGGCGGAGGAAUCGGAGGUGUCGGCGGUGGCGGCGGGGUGCCGCUCAAGUCACCCCUACCGCCGCGAUCCACCCCCAAGAUAGUCGCCAAGUUCGCCGACAUGCAUCUGACCGGAGGCAGCCAGGUGGUGUCGUCGUUCAAGCCGCAGGUCAAGGUCAAGCCGACGAUCCUGCGCAAACCGGUGCUGCCGUUCCCGCAUCCGCACAUGAGCCCCGAGCUGGCGCGCAAGAUCGAGAAGCAAGCGCAGAGCGCGGAACAGGCCAACUAACUGAUUGCCAUAAAUAAUCGUCGCACAAGAGGAGGUUUUUUUUUUACUGUCGCAGUUGGUCGGAACGUUUGGCCCCGGCAAUCGCCUGGAUAUUGUAUCUCUCUCGUCUCUCGGGGCCGUCGUGAGACUUGGUUCGAGUGGAGUCGGUCCGCGACACGACUCAGAUAAUGUAUCUCUCUCGAGCUACGGACGAGAGCGACGCGAGAAAUCCAGUCUCACGAAAUUGUACGAGCUUUCCGACGAUUUCGUGAAUUUCAAAGCGUUUAAGCAUCACGAGAACAGGACCAACCGGUGUGUCGCUCUCGCGAGGCCGACGCCCUCGAGAACGUUCAGAGUAGUCCUCUCUCGAUUUUGAUUCCCCGAUUUCGUGUAUUCUCGCGUCAUCAUCCGCUUCCGAACGAUGUACUUUGACAAUAACUGUUCCUUUUCGCACGGCGAAAUUCUGUGGAAUUGCGAACGGAGGAGCAGAAUGGAAACGAAAGCAAACACAAAAGCGAAACUAGGCCGUUUGCCGGAGGCCAACGCGAGACCGUGCUUCGAGUUCGAGACUACGCCAUUUCGAGACGGUAGCGUGUAGAUUAGCGAUAAGCGCGACCACCCAUCGACCAGUUACUCCGCCCAGUCGCGAGGACUUCUACUGUAUUAAUUACCGUGCCCGAGAAGAAAGGAAAGCCGCCACGGGAUAGCGCGAUCCGGUGCGCGUGUAUGUGCGCGCCCGCGCGCGUACUAAUCACGCUAAAUCUCAGUGCUAAAUUCGGCACGAGCGAAUCUUUUAGUGGACAGUAGUACGUGUGAGACCACGGUGCUAUCCGCGCGGAGGCGAGUUUAUUUUUUCUACAGAUGUUUUCCAUUUUCGCAUAAUUUUUUUACCAAAUGAUCCGCGAAGCGAUGUUUCUAGUCAUCGAGCGAAGAUAAGAAUAAGAAAAAAUAAUGAAAAAAAGAGCGAGAGAGAGAGAGAUGAGUGUGAUGAUGUGAGAAAGAGAAAGAGAGAAAGAAAAUGAGAGAGUGAGAAAGAGUGGUAGAGCGAAAGUGAGAAAAAGAGAGAAAGAGAAUUAGUAUCGAAAAACAUGAAUUUUGUGGCGAGUAAAAUAUUUAGCCGAUGCGAAUUCGUAACGUUGGACGAUGUAAUUUAUUUUUUAGCGCGUGCCUGCAUGCCUGGAUUUUCCUGCCUGUUGCUCUUGACGAGUAUCGUAGCGAGUCGCGAGACGCGGCAAGCGCGUUUUGAUGGUUCCUUUAUGCGCGAGCGAGUGUUAGUAUGAGUUCUUUUAAAGAGAGAAAAAGAAAGAAGAAGAAGAAAGAAAAAAGAAGAGAAAGAGCAAGCUGUUCCCCAGCCCUCCCGCCCGACCAACAUACCACCCUUGAACGCGAGCUCGUUUCUCGCGUUAGGGAGGAAAUGAGUGAGUGAGAGACGAGGGUCGGGGUUCUGCGAGUCCCGCGACUUUACCGUAAGUUUACUAUAGGGUACGUUACUAUGUAUACCGCGUGCCGUCUUAAUUAUAGGUACUAACUAAUCCAAAACAGCGAUGUUCGAUAUAUCCGAGAUAGAGAGCGAAAGGGGGAAAAAGGAAUAGCUAGGUGGACUACAUGACGACGGCGCGAGUAUUUAUCGAUUGACACGGCGCCGUGAGCCGUUACUCAUUACAAUUCGGGGAUCGAAUUUCAACCAGAAAGAGAGAGAGAGAGAGAGAGAGAGAGAGUAAAGAGGAAGAAGAAUUAGGAGAAGAAAACGAGAAGGAAAGAAGAACAGAAAGCAGAGAAAGAAUGAAGAUGAAGAGAGAGAAGAAGAAACCACCCUCUAUGUAACAGCUCGACGUAUUCACGCAUCGCUUCUCCCUGUAAUCGAUCGAUUGAAAAGAAAAAAAUAAGAAAAAAACGAGAAAAUGAAGAAACUGGUAUACAUACCGACAUAAUAGCCUUAACAUGCAGUAUAAUUGGGUCACUAGUAUUUUCUAACCGCGUAUAUACACAUUUGUGUUUCUGGACACGAAUGUAAAGCUUUUACUCUCUGGUGACAGACAUAUUACUCUGACACGCCGUUCUCGUUUCUUUAAAUAAUCAAUAGAUAAUGAAUCAAUAUUGCGUACGUUUAGAAAAUCCUAAUUACCCAGUUGCAUGACGUGUGCAGGCUGCCGUGCCGGUCUGCGUGCUGGUGAUUUAACGAUAGCGUAUCGUAUACACGUACAUUAAUUAACACACGAAAUGUAUACCGGCGCGAAUGUUACGACGGCAUUAGUGUAUGCGUGCGUUCCUGCGAGCAAUUAUUCGCGAAGAUUUUCACACUCGGCAGGAAAUCAACCGCGGCGAAUCAGCGCGGCGAUGAUUCGACGAGAUGAAACGCGACAAACACCGCGAUGCCCUCUCACUUUAUGUGUGUAUCGACUAAAUGUUAGCACGCGUUCGGCGAUGUUCCUCACGUCGUCCGUAUUACCGCGCGGUCACCGGUGCUCUUAUCUAGGCGCGAUUACGGCGCAAAAGGGUUUUGCAGAAGGGAAAGUUUCAAGUUUCAAUGACACCUCCGGGUGUUAUAUCGGAGUCGGUCUUCCUUCGUCAAUCCGACUGCUGCUUUCUAUAACGUUGGAUUUAAUGUCAGAGUAGAUCUGUUUUGCAAAUUGAAUCUGGAACUGUGAUUUUCCAAGGGAACAGAACUCGCUUGAAUCUCGAGGCACGUUGAUGCGAUUUCUUAUUCGGAUGUAUUUCAGAAUUUACAGUUCUGCGCGCAGAAGCUCUUCUCCACUUCGAAUGGUUUGUAAUCGUGAUCCUGUGAUCGAGGAAAAAUCGACUCCAAAUCGACGUAUAAGUAUGUCGUU